UGCACAUCUGACAAUGUCCACAUCUCUGGAUCAAGAGACUGGUUUUCUGUUGGCUCAUGUUGGUGAAAAAGUGACAAUGCGAUGCACCUAUGAAGGUAAUGAGCCGACGUGGAUCUGCUGGUACAUGCAGACACUGGGACAGAAGCCGAAGCUCAUGUCCAGCGUGUUUGUGUACGGGACAGAAAUCGUUUUUCAUGAGGAAUUCAAGAAUAACUCACAUUACAUCAUAGAGAAGAAAGGACAUUUGCAUUAUUUGACAAUAUUAGAUCUAAAAAUGUCAGAUUCAGCUACAUACUACUGUGCACUGAGCCAUAAACAAGUUGUGCAUUUUGGAAAGGGAACUACAGUCAGUGUUAAAGGUCCAGGUUUUAACAUCCAAGCUUCAGUCCAUCAGCUGGAAUCUGAAACCAUCCAGCCAGGAGUCUCUGUGACUCUGAACUGUACGGUACAAAUUGAUAGUUGUGAUGGAGAACACGACGUUUACUGGUUCAGGAACACAGAGGAAUCUCAACCAGGACUCAUUUACACCUAUGGAAGCAGGAAGGAUCAGUGUAUGAGCAAUUCCAGCACAAAAAGUCAAACAUGUGUGCACAGCCUGUCGAUGAAGAACCUGAAUGCGUCUCAUACUGGAACCUACUACUGCGCUGUUGCUUCAUGUGGACAUGUUGUGUUUGGAAAUGGGACGAUGCUGAGCCUCUCAUGUGAUAAAAUGCACCUGCUCCACUUGUUGGCUGGCUCUUUGACAACCCUCCUCAUUGUUUUGUUGAUUGCCUUGGGAUGCAAACUAAAUAAAAAGUACUGCCAAAGUUCAGAACCCGAACCUUCUACCGCCACCGAGGAUGCCAACCAAGACACAGACAGAAUCCACUAUGCAUCAAUAAAUGUCGAUCACUCUAAUAGAUCUAGAAGACAUAGAAGCAGCGCAACAACUGAGUGUGUUUACUCCAAGAUAAGUCAGCAAAAAUGAAUUAUUUCUUCCUGGAAAUCUUUAUUGCCAGUUUGGUUACAUUUGUUUAGCAGGUUCAAUACGCUUUGUUGAUAACAAGAUUUUGGUAUGAAUGUCAUAAGAGCAGCUGGUGUCACAUUGUUUCCCAUCUUGUCUUUUACGUUGCUAUAUUUGAAAAAGAAAACAAAAAAUACUUAAUGGGUCAGAAAGUGAAGAAGACGAUACAUCUUUUGGAAAAUCAAACUCACACCCUGAAGAUACUCUUGUCUCAUUUGUGCACAGAGUUUGAUGUUUGAUUCAGUGUUCCGUGUUAUUACAGGGUAUAUAUGCAGUUUUCUUAUUUCAUGGUUUUAAGAUGAGUGUUCAAAGCUCUUUAUGAGCGCCCCCAAAUGCUUACGUUAUUGUUAGCUGAAUUAAAUAGACAUAGCCACACUCAGUGGUGGGUGAAAUUAGUGCAGACAGAGCGUCUGCAUGCUGUAAUCAGGUAAUGUUAGCACCGUGUCUCUUUUUUGCAAUGUACCUUUAUUUUCUGUUUUUAACUUAAUCUUUUUUUUUUUUUAGUAAAUAACUUUGUGGAACCUAAGGUGUGUGGUUUUAUACACUGACUUUUCAACCUACAUAAAUUAGAUCUUUGAAAAAAACACAUAGUUUAUAUGUAAGCACUCUAGAACGCACUGUGUAUUUUUUUUUUUGUCAUGAUGUUGAAGAUUUUAUAUAAUAAAGAUUCCAAUUUUUCUUUUAAUUCUUGUGUUUUUUGGCUCAUGUACGGCCAGAAGUUGUUACUGCUGCUUUUCUCUCUCUGAGGUAAAUAAAUGCAACUACUAUAGUUUGGAUGGUAACACUGUUAUAAUGUGUUCUGUAGCAAAUAAAUGAAAUGUCAAAGUAAGAGACACAGGCUAUCCUGUAUAAUCAUUACACAUACAGUAUAUCAAGUGUUUCACUAGAACUUACAGUAUUAAUGACAAAUGCAUAAUUUACUUCUGAAGUUUGCUGUGUAAUAUCUAACAAUUAAACAAAGUGACUGUCAUGAGGUGAGAGACCUUUGUAAUGAGAAAACGUAUCAGUUUUAUAAGACAGUUUCCUUUGACCUUAUCAGUAGAUCAUUAACUGUUGCAGCUUCUUAGUAGUUUGGCAAGUUUAUUAGUAUGGUACAUUUCAACAAAGCGGAAAUUCAAAGUGUUUCACAUGAUGAAAACAUAAAACAGCAAACAAAAAAUUAGCAGUGGCACGAAAAGGAAAGCAAUAAAAAGUUGGAAUGCAAAUUAAAAUAAAUUUUGUUUCACUUAAUAUAGAUCAAAGGUGAGUAAACAAAGGAGUUUUUUUUAACACUAAAGGAAGUCGGUGUUUAAGCAGAUUUGCAG
Messenger RNA from Xiphophorus couchianus (Monterrey platyfish), 2307 nucleotides. RefSeq lists its product as uncharacterized. Gene Ontology annotation, biological process: response to bacterium. NCBI's taxonomy places the organism in Eukaryota, Metazoa, Chordata, Actinopteri, Cyprinodontiformes, Poeciliidae. The transcript is spliced from 4 exons. The coding region runs from base 14 to 967 and encodes 317 amino acids. The record is from RefSeq and is a predicted model, not a curated record.